Messenger RNA from Pieris napi, 4866 nucleotides. RefSeq names its product erythroid differentiation-related factor 1. The record is from RefSeq and is a predicted model, not a curated record. Lineage: Eukaryota; Metazoa; Arthropoda; Insecta; Lepidoptera; Pieridae. Gene Ontology annotation, biological process: positive regulation of DNA-templated transcription. The transcript is spliced from 18 exons. Bases 145 to 3681 code for a protein of 1178 amino acids.
AAACAAUAAAAAAAAUUCAAUACACCGCAAUACAAAUUUUAUUCUACCUGCUGUCUGCUUCUGAUUCUUUUAUUAUUUUAAGAUUUACAGUUCCAACAUUUGUUUUGUUAUUUUUAGAGGAGCAGCAUUGUUUGAGAUACUAAAAUGGAAGACUACGAAGUCGAAAAUGAAAUAAAAAGGGACAAGGACCGGAGUCCAUCUCCUGAUGUAAAAUCGACAGCUGUGGUCAAAUACACCGCUUUUCAAAGUCCAGUUGGGUAUGCUCGGCUGCAGUGCAACACUGACCUUAAUCUCCCUCCCUCCAACUGGGGAGGGAUAGAUACAUACGGUUUGAAACAAAUUUUGACGAGGGGUACAGGCUUAUCAAGUUUCAGAAUGGCACACAUGUUUCCCGAUUGUGUAGGUGAAGUCGAUUUAAUAUCUGACGCUGAGUGCAUUAAGAAAUUGCUUAAAUUACCUUAUCAACCAAAUGGAACUGUAAGCAUGAUGGUGCAUAGAGUACAGAACACACUGCUAUUGGACGACUUUGAUGUUUAUGACUACCUGAUGAAGUCAGAAUGGUCUUGGUUAAAGGAUUUCUUCUAUGAAAACAUAAUUAAAACUAUGUCUGAGAAGGAACAUAUGUCUCUAACUCCAGCAAGAAGUGCAAGCGCAUUACAACUGACUCACAAGUUCCUGUCUCACAGUCUGCUUGAAAGGCCGCAGCCGUUGCCUGCGCCUGUUCCAGACACACCUGAUUGGAUUUCUGGUCCGCACCUACCGGAACCGGAAUCACGUACAGAAGAAUCAACCCCUGAGGACUCAUAUAACCGCAAUGUACUAUGGAACUUUGAAGAUAUUCAUAUGUUAAUAGGCAGCAAUCUCCCGAUAUUUGGCGAUAAGGAUCGACCAUGCGUUAGUUUGAGGCUGAGAGAUGCUCGGGAGCCUAUCAAUGUGUUAACAGGAAUUGACUACUGGUUGGAUAAUUUAAUGUGCAAUGUCCCAGAAGUCUUAAUGUGUUAUCAUUUAGACGGCAUUGUACAGAAGUAUGAGCCAAUGAAAACCGAAGAUCUGCCUAAUAUGGAAAACUCCAAGUUUUCACCAAAAGUCAUAAGGAAUGUCGCUCAAAAUAUUUUAUCCUUUUUGAAAUCCAAUGUCACCAAGUCUGGACAUACGUAUUGGUUGUUUAAAGGUCCCCAUGAUGACGUGGUAAAACUCUACGAUCUGACGUCACUAUGUCCGGACAGUCUCGAUAAUCCGUUCACGACACCAGUCGCGAUGUUAUUGUACCGUGUUGCCCGUAACAUGAGAAUUAUGAAUCGGACGAAACAUGUCCGCCAACUUUUGGAACAUGUAGUGCAAUUGUUGCAAGUGGAAAGAUAUCCGCAGAUUGUCGCUUCAUCCCACUAUAUGUUGUCUGAUUUGUAUGUACCGGCGACGACUAAUCCCGCAUGCCCGGAUUUUAAAGAUGAAAUUCUAGAGCCGGACGACGAUUCUGAUUUCGGAAACUCAGCUGAGUUUAAUGAUAAUGUUGAUAGAAAUAGUGAAGGAGACACGGAGAAUGAAGAGAAAGAGGAGAAGAAAACUGAGGACAAUUUAGAAGCGAAGGGAGACAGUCUCGCCUUACAAGUGAGAUGUCUGACACUAAAGGAUACAGGGAACAAGAACACACAACAUAGUGGUAGUGGAAAGGAGAAAGAGUCGGUCAGUUCGGGUCUGGGCGUAGAAGUUCCGGAUAGAUGUGGCCGAGCGUUGUCACAUGCACUCAAAGGGUUAUCAGCCCUGCAUCACCUUACUAUUGAUAAGGCCAAGGAAGAGGAACGCGAGCGUCUCAAAGAGCAAAUAAUAAACGAAGAGCAACACCCGAAAAUGGCUAACCCGUUCGAGCCGAUCAAAAUGGACUAUCAGCCAAUGAACAAGAAAGAACCAAAAGAGCACGUAUCAAGAAGCAGACGCCGGAGACGCGAAAGAAAACAUUCAGAGAAAACUGGGAAUUACCUAAUCGAAGCCAAUUCGAAUGUUGAUAAAAACGCGAUUCUCAUACGCAAAGAGAACAACACAUUUCCAAAUUGGCAUGAGCCGAACAGGGAUGACAAUUUCGCUUGGAAACUGCAUUUGAAGACGUUGUUAUAUGAGAAAAUAUGUCUCGCAUACGCAACCCUAGCGGAAUAUAGUUACGCCCACGAACAAUAUGGGUUUUCUUUGAAAUACAUAGAACUUGCCAGCAAAUGCCAGAAAUUGUUAGGCAGUAUGAUAAUCAAAAGUAGAGUCGUGGAUGCGUCAUGUCUUAUUGGAAGGAUUGGGGAUAAUUUCUUUCAACUCAGCAAACAUUGGUCCAAUCUGGAACAGUACCAGAAGCAGUUCGAGAUGGAUCAUGAUAUCGAUAAGAAAAUUCGACACGAGAUUGAGAAUGAUUUGGUGGAUGAGACUGAAGUUGCGUGUAGAGAUUUCGAUUUGGAUAUAUCCCUACCAUUAAGCGAUCUAGAAGCAAUGAAGUCAUCGUGUGCGUAUUACCGAAGAGCGAGUGACGCAGUGCCGGGUGGCGCGCACAAGCGAGACGAAUUGCAACGACGCUUGGCCUCUGUUUGCAACGAACUCGCUGUCAGAUAUAUGAACGAUGGACAACAAAUCUACAUGAAAUAUGCAGAAGAAGCUGGCGAAAACUCUGCAUUUCCAAAAGACAUUCGUGACCAGUUAAAAUCCCUUUCGCAUAUGUCUGCGGAGUGCUUAGAUGAGGCCACGUCGAUAUUCGAAUCGGUCAAGGACGUUCCGAAUUUGGCACUUUUGUACUGUAAUAAGGCCAGAUAUAUGAGAUUCAAGGCGCAUUGUGAAAGAGAUGGGUCUACAUCUGAAAAACGUAGCCUAUACAGCAAAGCCGAAGACCUGUACAUGGAUGCCCUGAAGAUGCUGGGUUCUCGUGAGAACUGUGGAGCAGCAGCAGUUUGGGAUCUGGUGUCUUGGGAACUCUCGUGUCAUCUCUACACUAAGGCUGUAUCGAUGCAGGACUUUCCGGACUUGUAUGGAUGUGAAGUAAUGGAAGUAGCGGAAGCAUUCAAACACGCGCUCAAGUAUUGUCUUUUAAGCCCCGGUCCGAGGCAGUAUCUUUACCAGUUUAGAGCCGCCAUGAUUUAUCACCGGCUGGGAUCGUUGUACCAUUCACAAUUUCGAUUAACGACAGAGGACGGUCCCAAACGUCGUACGUUAUUGCAUGCAACUUGCACGAGUUACCAAGAGGCAUCUGUUCGUUUUGCCGCACUCGAGGAUAUCUUUAUGUUCCUCGCAGUGAGGUUGGAACACGUGGCCCUUAUGGAAGGGUACGCACAAAUAUCUCCAAACGUCAAACUAAAGUCCUUCCAAACUGCUUUAGAACUCUUACAGCAGUCGUACUCUGUCUUGAUGCUAUUAAAAAAUCGCGAUCCCGAAGAAAAAGACACAAGAACUGAGGAGUGUGAUGAAAAAUCGCUCAAAAAUGAAUAUGGCCUAGUCGCAUUAUUCGAAAACAGACUUCAUCACAUAUUAAAAAACAUUAUUCAGUAUUGUCGAUCGAAGACUAACAAAGACUAUGAAAAAAUGACAGAUAUGUACAAAAAAUUGUAUUGUGCAAGUUUGAAAAUUGUUAAAAAUGACGAUAUGAGAUUGUACGCGGCGAGUAUUUGCGAUGUAUUGAAUAGUAUGAAUAAUAUUGCUAAAGAAUUUGCGUAAAUUUAGUGCGGUAUUUCUAACCAAAACGCAUCUAUAAGGCCUUAGCAAUGUCGAAUUUUAUGCUCCUAUUAAAAACCGGUAAUUGACCUCAAAUGCCACUAAAAAGACGUAAUGCAAUCUAUAGUAAUGAUUAUGAUAGUUGUGUCAUUCCUUCGUAUAAUGUCAGUAUUUGACAGUUCACAGGUAUUUAUACAAUUUGUGUUGCCCCCUUUAUUCAUAAACGUUAAUCUCUUGCCUCUUGCUGUCAACUAGUGUCUAUGCUUUGAUAAAAAGAGACAAACGACUACUUUAAUUGUAUGGUGCAACAUAUUUUAUAUGAUGCGACGUUUGUUCGAGCUUUCACUACUCAAUGUUUCUAUACAUUGUCAAAAAUAUCUAUUUAAUUUUACAUUCGUGAUAAGAGCAUGCUCUAUAAAAAAUGAAUUUAAAUUCAAAACUCGAAGUCCUAUUCAUAACGUGGUCUCAAGUUAGUUCCAGUUACCAUGGUUACCAUUCUUCAAAUAUUCAAUUAGAAUCGUUAUGUUGUUGUACUAUGUUGUUAACAAACAUAAUCUCUUUUUACUUAUUUUAAAAGAAUUCAGGAGCUCAUUUUUGACAGGGACGAGUAGUCAAAGUUGUGAUUUAGCGCUAAGUAAUGUCAAAAACGUCUUGGAUUUGACAUACCCCACUAAAACCUACAUGUGGACACGAUAUGUUUGUAUCGUUAAGGCGGUGUUUAUUAUCGUUGGUCAACUUUAUAAUCUAUAAUAUUAUCGUAAAAUCAAUUUAAACGAAAGUGGUUUAAUAAAAAAAAUUUGUUACCUCAAUAUGAAAUAAGAUUUAAGGUGAAAUAUAGGAAGAGAGUAAUUUAGUUGAUUUGCGUUUAUUUGGAUGUAAUUAAUCAGUUUUAUAAGUAAUUGAAGUUCAUUAAGACUUAACGGCACCGUUCUUAACAUGUAAUUAGUUAGGUAUCGUUUCAGCUAUUCAAUGGAUGACUCUUUAGUACGGCUCUUAGUAGUUAUUACCUUUCUUUUUGGUGUAUAAAACUAUAACGAAAGAGGCGAACGUCCCUUUAUCUUAUGAUAUGAUAUGGGGACGCAAUAAAACAGUGUAUAAUAUAAUUCAUGUUUAAAUAUUUAAGAAGUCUCGUAAUUGAUAAGAUUGACUGAUCUGUUGUGUAAAUACAUUAUUAAAAUAUGUUUAUUA